This is a messenger RNA of Lycium ferocissimum, 1242 nucleotides long. RefSeq lists its product as uncharacterized. The transcript is spliced from 3 exons. Bases 1 to 1242 code for a protein of 413 amino acids. NCBI's taxonomy places the organism in Eukaryota, Viridiplantae, Streptophyta, Magnoliopsida, Solanales, Solanaceae. The record is from RefSeq and is a predicted model, not a curated record.
AUGGAAAGAGCUUGCUUUUGUGGGGCUGAAUUGCCUAAGUUCAUCACUCAUAUUAAUUUGGUCUUAUUGCCUAAAAAGGAUAUUAUUAGUACCUUUUCAGACAUGAGGCCUAUUAGCUUGAGUAAUUUUGUGAAUAAGAUCUUUUCAAGAUUGAUUCAUGACAAGCUAGCAGAGGGAUUACCAUUUCUUAUUUCAUUAAAUCAGGUUGGAUUUGUAAAAGGAAAAAGUAUUGUGGAAAAUUUGUUGCUUACCCAAGAAAUAAUUGCUGACAUAAGAUUAAGGACCAAAACAACUAAUGUGGUUAUGAAAUUGGAUAUAGCUAAAGCCUAUGAUAAGGGUUUUUUCAAAUAUUCAAGGGUGAUUAAGCAAGGUGAUCCUUUAUCACCCACUUUAUUUAUUUUGGCUGCAGAGGUGUUGACAAGGAAUUUAAAUGCUUUGCAUCUUGUUCCCCAAUUUAGAGGUUUUGGCAUGCAAAAAUGGAGUCCCAAGAUUAACCAUUUGGCAUAUGCAGAUGAUAUGAUUAUUUUCUCCUCAGCUGAUGUGCUGUCUUUACAGUUAAUUAUGGAGGUGUUGGGGAAAUAUGAAAGAACAUCAGGGCAGAAGAUUAAUAAAGAAAAGAGUACUGUGUAUUUACAUCACAAUGUGACAGGGGAUAUCAGGGUGGCUGUUGAAGUAGCUACAGGAAUAGGAAGCAAGAACUUCUUUUUUACUUAUUUGGGAUGUCCAAUCUUUUAUAGCAGAAGGAGAAAGUCUACUUCAGUUCAAUUUUGGACUAGGGGCUUUGUAUUUGCUACAAGUGAUGAAGGGUAUGAUGAUAGGAUACAAAAUGUUAAUGAAAUGCUUUUAAACGGAGAUUGGGAUAUUGAUAGGCUGUCAGGAGUUACACCUAGUGAUAUAGUUCAGCAUAUUACUAGUACAAUACCCCCUUCCCGUAUGGAAAAGAACAUGGAUGCACCUUGGUGGUUACUAGGUACAAGAGGGCAUUUCUUAGUUAAAACUUGUUGGGAAUAUCUAAGAUUAAGGGGACAAAAGCAGGAGAUUUAUAAGUACAUUUGGAUUAAAGGAUUGCCUUUUAAGAUAUCCUUUUUUAUGUGGAGAUUUUGGAAGUUCAAGCUUCCUUUGGAUGAGGCCUUAAAGAAGAUCAAUAUUAGUUUGGCAUCUAGGUGCUGGUGCUGUACAAAUCCUAAGGAGGAAACAACACAACAUCUUUUUACUAAAUCUUAUGCUGCAAACAGAACAUAG